AUGUCUGUAACUUUGCACCCCACCGACGUCUUGACUUUUCAACGUCCCUUUAAUGAAGUUAUUACUCAACGCCUCAUCCUCACGAAUCGUAACGCCGAGCCAAUUGCCUUCAAAGUGAAGACAAGCGCGCCUCUGAAAUACCUCGUUCGCCCCAACAAAGGGAGGGCCGAACCUGGGGAAAGUCUUGAGAUCUCAAUAUUCUUGCAGCCUAUGCGCACAGAGCCUCCCCCAGAUUAUAUCUGCCCUGAUAAAUUCUUGAUUCAGAGCACAUUCAUCACCGCCGAUCGAGAGAAAUUGUCGCUCACGGAUAUCUGGAAUGCCCCAGUUAUGUCAGUGAUCCACGAGAUCCACGGACAGAAAUUACGGGUCACAUACCUUCCGUCAGAUUCUACGCCUCCUCAAAAGAUGACGUACAGCGAACUCGAGAAUAAAUACAAGGACGCCCUGUUAGAGAUCGAAAGAUUGAAGACCCUCCUUGAGGGUGCGGCGAAGCCUACGGACGAGAAAGUUCGGGCGGUCUUCAUACGUCCUUGGACUGGGGCCCAAGGACAUUACUGA
Molecule: messenger RNA, 558 nt
Organism: Pleurotus ostreatus (oyster mushroom)
Lineage: Eukaryota; Fungi; Basidiomycota; Agaricomycetes; Agaricales; Pleurotaceae
Product: phosphatidylinositol-binding protein scs2
Exons: 5
Coding region: 1-558 (185 amino acids)
Biological process (GO): endoplasmic reticulum membrane organization
Cellular component (GO): plasma membrane; endoplasmic reticulum membrane
Molecular function (GO): FFAT motif binding
Source: RefSeq, a predicted model, not a curated record